This is a messenger RNA of Diabrotica balteata, 2826 nucleotides long. Lineage: Eukaryota; Metazoa; Arthropoda; Insecta; Coleoptera; Chrysomelidae. The record is from the annotation of a GenBank genome assembly.
GGAUUCUGGCAGGUAAAAAAUUAUUGACAGUUAUGUGUUUUGUGUGUUUUUGGUAUCCUCUUAUAAUUAAUAUUGCAAAAUGAUUAAUAAAGAAUCCGAACUCAUAAUAGAAAAAAUAUGUAGGUGUUGUAUGUGUGAAAAUGAAAACAUGCACAAUAUGUUUGAAAAGAAAAACGAAGAGAAUGAGGAAGAUUCCUCAACACUUCUGUCCGAUAUGCUGGUGGCUUGUGCUUCAAUAGAGGUUUCAUCUGGAGAUGGUUUACCCGCUAGUUUAUGUAAGGGUUGCGAAGACAAGUUAAAAAGUGCCUAUGAGUUUAGAAAGUUGUGCCAAAAAUCUGAUACAACUUUAAGGGAUCUUACCCAGGAUAGUAAGAAGGGUAUUAGGCAAGAAGAGGAUAUAGUAGUACAACCUGAUUUACACAAUGACGUUUUUGAUGUUGAAGAUGAAGAUAAUAUUCCACUAAUAGAGCGGGGAGUGAAGAGAAAAAGAGGCAGACCUAGAAAAAAGGAUAUUGAGUUAACAUGCAACUAUUGUCACAAAAUAUUGCAGACACCAAAAGGCCUUAGAGUUCAUCUUCGCAGUUCGCACCCAGAGGCAGCUGAGUUAUUCCGCCACACUAAGAAUCAUGAAGAAGCAGAGGAAGCCAAAAAAGAAAAGGAAAUCAAAAUAGAAGCUGAAAUAAAAACUGAAGUGGCAGAUCUCUUUGCUGCAGUCCAAGAUAGUGAGAAAAAAGGUGAUGAAGUCCAACAGAUUGAGCCAGAUAUCAGCCACUUCAGUGACCAUGACGACAAUGUUUUUAACGAUUUCCCCCCAAGUGACGUAGAGAGUAAGGGUAGUGAUGAAGACUUUACUCUUCCCCAUGAGAAAGAAAAAAAAACGAAAAAGGAAAGGAAGAAGAGGAAAUCCAAGCAAGUUGAUGACAAUGGCACAGAAAAAGACAAAGCUACAUAUGAGUGUAAAGAAUGUUCAAAGGUUAUGACAACAUACAUAGGAUUGAAGAUUCACAUGAGGAAACACACUGGGUCAGAUUUGGCAACUUGCAAUAUUAUGGAAUGUGACUAUUGUGACAGAAAAUUCAAAUAUAGGAAAAGUUUCUUACACCACAUGCGUCAAGAACAUGGAAUGGAGGAAAUGGACAGUGAUACUGAAAAGAAGAAUAAAUCGGAUUCCAAAGAUGGUGAGGACGGUAUUUCAACAAAACGUGAAAUUAGAUUGGAUGAGCUUAAUAUUGACGAAACUAAACAAGAAGAAGAUGAUGGCGAAGCUGGUAUUCCUGAUGCCGAAAAUGUAUUUGUUAAGAAAGCCCGUAGUAAAAAUCAAGUAUGUCAUGUUUGUGGGGCCUCCUUUUCAAGAGUAAAUCAUCUUACAAGACACAUGACAUUACAUCGUGCUGUUUUGGUUCAUCAGUGUGACAGAUGUGAAAAGGCAUUUGCUACUGAAGAACAUCUAAAAGUGCAUAUUGAAGAAGAGCACAUCAACAAACCUUAUGUUUGCACUGUGUGCAAUAAGCCAUUCAGCAGAGGUGAACAUUUAAUCAGACAUCUAAAAGUCCACCAAAGCUCUACAGAUAAAGAUGCCAAUUUGAAGUGUUCUAUUUGUGAAACAACAUUUACAAGGUCAGAUCACCUGGCGCGUCAUACCAAGAUCCACUUACUCCAGGAUAAACGUCAUGUAUGCGGCGAAUGCGGCAAGGCCUUCAACCGUCUCGAUAAUCUCAAGACUCACCAGAGGAUUCACACGGGAGAAAAGGAUACGUCCAAGCUGCAUCUGUGUAUCUACUGCGGAAAGGAAUUCAAUAAUUCCAGUAACAUGAUCGUGCAUAUGCGGCGCCACACAGGAGAGAGGCCUUACAAGUGUAGCGAGUGCGGAAAGGGUUUCCCGAGGUCGCACGAUUUGAAAUGUCACGAACGUACUCAUUCGGGCGAAAAGCCUUAUUUGUGUACGUUAUGUGGAAAAUCGUUUAAUAAGAGUAAUAAAUUGCUCCGUCACAGUCGAGUACACACAGGCGAACGUCCAUACGUAUGCAACAUAUGUAGUCGAGCCUUCACUCAGUCUAAUGAUCUUGCACUUCACAUGCGCAGACACACGGGAGCCCGACCGUAUGCUUGUGGAGUCUGUCCCGCUAGAUUCAUCCAGUCCGGGCAGUUAAAGACGCACAGACGAACUACAGGACAUUGGAUGGACGUCCAACCAGAUCUAAAAGGAGGACAUAGGGUUGAGCCUGUUACUCCUGCUCACGAACCUAUGCCCAUUAGGUUUAAAGUUCAUAGAACUAUGAAAAAGGAACAAAAUAUUCUCGAACAAGCUGGACUUAUGCCCCCUCAAGCGUCAACUUCGGAAACCAACCUCACACUAAACAACGAGGUCGCCUCAAUCCAAAACGAACCGCAUAGGAUAGUGAUGGGCAUCAUGGGCAACCUUAAAAUACCAGGUCCUGACGCUUCGAUCCAACCCCUACUAAUAGAUAGCGCUAAAUUAGCAGAAUUGCAUAAUGCAGGUUGGUAAACCUGCCCUCAGUCUCAGUCAUCCAGACAGCCAACGGUGAUGAAAUUAAACUCAAAUCCGAAGUUGCUAAUUUCGGUAUGCCGCAGGAUUUGGAUAAACAAGAUGGAAGCAACGCCGCUAAUGCUUACCAAAAUGACGUUAUUUAUUCUAGUGUAGGACACACCUCUACAACAUAUACGACCAGUGAGAAUUUCAACUUUCAGAGUUUUCACUAGCUUGAAGUAGUGCAGUUCGUUUAAGGUAGCCUUUCUUUUGAUGUAGUACAAGUUUUGUUGAUUAGACUAUAAGUAAAUAGACACCACUUGUUGACAAUUGCUACA